Messenger RNA from Cynoglossus semilaevis (tongue sole), 2054 nucleotides. Its product is annotated as unconventional myosin-IXa-like. Bases 1182 to 2054 code for a protein of 290 amino acids. The transcript is spliced from 9 exons. NCBI's taxonomy places the organism in Eukaryota, Metazoa, Chordata, Actinopteri, Pleuronectiformes, Cynoglossidae. Gene Ontology annotation, cellular component: myosin complex; axonal growth cone; actin filament. The record is from RefSeq and is a predicted model, not a curated record. Gene Ontology annotation, biological process: establishment of epithelial cell apical/basal polarity; intracellular signal transduction. Gene Ontology annotation, molecular function: GTPase activator activity; actin filament binding; microfilament motor activity.
CUGUAAUAUGAUAAAAUAAUUUAUUUGUAAAAAAAAAAGACCCAGAAACCAUGCAGUUUAAUGAGCUACGAGAACACAUCCACCUGCGGCCACAGUACGAACAUGUUUCCACCUCAGUCAUGUGACUUCAUCAGCUCCGUCCACGUACAGUACAUCUGUCAUAAAAACAUUCUAACUCUGAUCAUGUCUCAGUCAGACAGAAAAAAAAAACUCGUGCAGCUCUGUUGGUCAUCUAAUCCCUUUAACCCUGAUUGGCCUGAGGUUUGUAUUUCACCCCAACGACAGGCACUGGCGGCCAUAUUGAUAGGCUAGAAAUUCAAGACAGGACCUCCCAGGCGGCCUCAACCGUGAACAGCGAGGUGGUGGGAGAGGAGGCAGCCUGAUGAUGAACUACGAACCAUCUUAAAUCCCAGAGCCUGCUUCAUGACAGGUUCCCUCUGCACGACCCCGGAGGAAAAAAAAAAAUCCAGGGGGAGGGGAGGACCUGAGCUUUCCAGGGAUUCUGUCAGGUUUUAUGACUCUGGGCAUUAAAAACCGCCCCAAAACCUGAGGCUACCAUUUAUGGAUAAAUGUUACAGACAUUUGUCUUUUGAUAUAAUCACAUAGACCAGGUAAUAUGACUCAGUAAUAACAAAUAUCAGGCGUGGUAAUACGCUCUUAAACUGCAGAGUUUCAGCUGAAGGAGCUCCUUUCUUUGGUUGUUUUGGUUGUAAAGUAAUAGAGGGAGUGUUGAGAUGUUUGGGCGUGUGUUGAGAUAGUGGUAGUUAAUAUGUUGUUCAAAGGAUGUUGGAGAUGGAGCUGCCAGGCGUACGGAGAAGAGAAGAACCCGGGGGGAGAUUUAUGGAUGAAUGUAAGGAGGACAUGGAGGUGGCUGGAGUUACAGCAGAGGAGGAAGAUGAUAGGGUGAAAAGGAGGAAGAUAAAGGAGGAAAAGAAGAGGGAGAAGAAGAAGUAGAAAGAGGAGAAAGACAAGGAGGAAUCAGUAAAAAUAGAGGAAGAGGAAGAGGAAGAAGACUGACCUCCACUGAUUUGGGUUAUAAAAGUCAUAGCCACAAAAACCCAAACCAUACCAACAGAGAAGUUAGACCAUGACUACCUGGCUGUGGCAAAAACCUGUGGUUCUGAUCUAACGUCUAAAUAACUGAACCAAACCAGUCCAGAGCAGAAAUAUUAAAUGAAUAAAUGAAUGAAUUCUCUCCGUCUGUGUGUGUCUGUAGGAACUACCACGUGUUCUACUACCUGUUGGCUGGAGCGAGUGAAGAAGAAAGGAAGUCCUUCCAUCUUCUCCAACCUGAGGAAUAUCACUACCUCAACCAGAUGACAAAGAAAACGCACAAACUCCACUGGGACAAUUACUAUGAGAGCGAGCUGGACUGCUUCACUGUGGAGGGAGAAGACCUGAAACAUGACUUUGAGCGGCUGCAGCUGGCCAUGGAGAUGGUGGGCUUCCUCCCAGCCACGCGGAAACAGAUAUUUUCCCUGCUGUCUGCAAUCCUCCACCUGGGCAACAUCCGCUACAAGAAGAAAACCUACAGGGACGAUUCCAUCGACAUCUGCAACCCGGAGGUUCUGCCCAUCAUCUCAGAGCUGCUAGAGGUCAAAGAAGAGAUGCUGCUGGAGGCGCUGACGACCAGGAAAACUGUGACUGUCGGAGAAAGGCUGAUCGUUCCCUACAAACUGUCUGAGGCCGGCACCGUGAGGGACUCCAUGGCCAAGUCACUGUACAGUGCACUGUUUGACUGGAUCGUGUUCAGGACCAACCACGCCCUGCUCAACAACAAGGACCUGGAGGACACUUCAAAGAUCUUGUCCAUUGGAGUCCUGGACAUUUUUGGGUUUGAAGAUUAUGAGAGCAACAGCUUUGAACAGUUCUGCAUCAACUUUGCCAACGAACGACUUCAGCACUACUUCAACAAACACAUCUUUAAACUAGAACAGGAGGAAUACAGGGCAGAGGGCAUCACCUGGCACAACAUCGACUACAUCGACAACAGUGGCUGUAUCAACCUCAUCAGCAAGAAGCCCACGGCUCUGUUCCACCUGAAGGAUUCUUAG